This is a messenger RNA of Oreochromis niloticus (Nile tilapia), 756 nucleotides long. RefSeq lists its product as uncharacterized. The record is from RefSeq and is a predicted model, not a curated record. The coding region runs from base 25 to 687 and encodes 220 amino acids. The transcript is spliced from 4 exons. Lineage: Eukaryota; Metazoa; Chordata; Actinopteri; Cichliformes; Cichlidae.
AGAAACACAUCAUGGAGCUGAAAUAUGAUCCUGCUUCCUCAUUUGGACUCAUUCACCUCAGCUGACACAUUCAACAGCAGACAGGUUUUUGUAGCAGUCUGUCUCACUGUGAGAUACAUCUUUGGCUCUGGAACUAAACUGUAUGUAACAGAUGAGCAGGUAGUGAAGCCCGUGGUGAGCGUGUACCCAGCAGCAUCCAGAGCCCACCUGGAGGGGAACAGCUCCCUGCUGUGUGUGGCCUCAGCCAUGUUUCCUCCUCUGGUCCAGUUCUCCUGGAAAAGACAGAAGAAGAACGGCGGAGAACCGGAGGAGCUGCCCCCUGCUGAGGGAGGGCAGCUGGAGCUCAGAGAGUCGGGACGCACCAUUGCCAUCAGGAUGGUUGAUGGGAGUGAUUCUGACACAUAUAAAUACAGCUGCUGGGUGAAGCACGAGGGGGGCACAGUGGAGGCCCAAACACAACAAGAGGUUCCAGCUCCAGCAGCCUCCUGUCCUCCAGAGAGAGAGCCAGCAGACCUGCCAGCUCUGCAGCCAGCUGACUUGUCCUUCCAGUCUCAGUGCAGGGUGAAGCUGCUCUGCCUGCUGUACACAGUGCUGAUAGUGAAGAGUCUGGUGUACUGCUGUGGACUCUCUCUGCUGAUGAUCCUCACAAACAAGGGACCGUCCACCAACUGCACACAUGCUGACUGACUGUUUUCUGCUCGCCUUUUCUCACCAUCAAAUCUCAUCAAUUCAUCUCAUUCAUCACUUUGAUCAGUA